Messenger RNA from Gymnogyps californianus (California condor), 1185 nucleotides. It is a transcript of the gene NABP2, whose product is annotated as nucleic acid binding protein 2. Bases 204 to 815 code for a protein of 203 amino acids. Gene Ontology annotation, molecular function: DNA binding. The transcript is spliced from 6 exons. The record is from RefSeq and is a predicted model, not a curated record. Lineage: Eukaryota; Metazoa; Chordata; Aves; Accipitriformes; Cathartidae. Gene Ontology annotation, biological process: response to ionizing radiation; mitotic cell cycle checkpoint signaling; double-strand break repair via homologous recombination. Gene Ontology annotation, cellular component: SOSS complex.
UCCCCGCGGUCCCGUCCCCGGUGUGGCCCCGCAGCCCGGCGGUCCCGUCCCCAGCGGUGCUGCCCCCGCGGCCGGUUGCUCCCCAUCCCCAUGGGCCCGUCCCGGGGGUGCCGUGGCCGGUGUCCCCCCCGGUUCCCCCAUCCCCGGUGUCCCCGUGCGGGGCCGGGGGUGACGGCUGCGUCCGCAGGGCCCCCGCCGGCACCAUGAGCACCGAGACGCUGGUGAAGGACGUCAAACCGGGGCUGAAGAACCUCAACCUCAUCUUCAUCGUGCUGGAGACGGGCCGGGUGACGAAGACGAAGGACGGGCACGAGGUGCGGACGUGCAAGGUGGCCGACAAGACGGGCAGCAUCAACAUCUCGGUGUGGGACGAUGUGGGGAACCUCAUCCAGCCCGGGGACAUCAUCCGCCUCACCAAGGGCUACGCGUCCGUCUUCAAGGGCUGCCUGACCCUCUACACGGGGCGCGGAGGCGACCUGCAGAAGAUCGGCGAGUUCUGCAUGGUCUACUCCGAGGUGCCCAACUUCAGCGAGCCCAACCCCGAGUACGUGGCGCAGCAGUCGCAGAGCAAAGGGGCCCAGAACGAGAGCGCGAGUCCGGCUGCUUCGCAGACCAGCCAGGGCCCCCCCGCGGCCUCCCCAGCCCCCGACAGCCAGAACGGGAACGGGCUGAGCCCGGGGGGCCCCGCGCACCCCCCCAGCGCCCCCGCGCACCCCCCCAGCGGCCGCAUCACCCGCAGCCAGCCCGGCCACCCCGGCCCCGCCGCCGGCCCCGUCAGCAACGGCAAGGAGACGCGGAGGAGCAGCAAGAGAUAACGGGCCGGGACACCCCCGCGGCCCCCGGCACGGUCUGUGGUGGGGGUCCCCGGCCCCCCCGGCUCCUGCCCCGGGCCCUGAGCAGCCCCCGGGGCGAGGAGGGGGCCGGCCGGGCCCCGCUGCCCCCGCUCACUUGCCUCCGGGGAGGGCGGGGGUGGCCCAGGCCCCCCCGUAUUGGGCCGGCCGGGCUCGGGGGUCCCGGGCAGGACGGGGCUGAGCCGUGCGGCCGCUGCCCGGCAGCCCCUGGGGCCGGGGGUCCGCAGCCCCCCCCCACCCCGUGCCCCCCGCACCCAGCCACUGCCUGCCCUCGCCUGCGCCAAGGCCGGCGGCCAGGACCUGUCAGGGCAGGUGUUAAUAAAGGUUGACCUCC